Messenger RNA from Amoebophrya sp. A120, 846 nucleotides. The record is from the annotation of a GenBank genome assembly. NCBI's taxonomy places the organism in Eukaryota, Dinophyceae, Syndiniales, Amoebophryaceae.
GAAACAGGGUCGUGCCAGGCGACUUGCACCAAGUGCAAAAAUGUCAGUAUCUUCAUCAACGAGACCGGUCCCUGUGGGACACACUAUUUCAUCAUAAGCGAAUACGAGCACACAAACAAUCAUAGUUGGUACAAGGAUGGCCUUCACCAGGGACGAGACGAGGAGAGCGGCAAUGCGCAAGGCGUGGUAAUAAAAAGAAGUUCCUGAACGAAAAUCAUCGAACCUGUGUGGGUCCCUCGCGAAGAUGUCAAAAAAAGCAGUGGGCGGUGCAUUCUCGAAGGCGAUCCCAAAAGGGAAGCCGCCCGCCCUGAUUCCACUGGAGAUCAAAACAAAAAGCUCGGUCCCAAAAAAUGGCAGCGUGCCGGCUGUUGAAAAGAAGGCUUCCAAAGUGCAAACCAAAAGCGUUCGUUUCGCCGGUGAUGACUCACCGGGUGAAGACGAAGGCAGAAAACCUGCCCCAAAACCUGGCAGUAUCAAAAACGUCCUUCCCUCCGCGAAAAUAGUACAUGAUAAAACUACCGAGGAGAAGAAACAAGACCAGCAGCAAUCCAGCAGUAGCAUCUCAUUGAAGCCACGUUAUCAAAGUCCUGCACAGAAACGCCCGGAGGAGGUUCAUUUGAAACCGCGAAAAGCGAAGACACAAGAUUACGAACAACCACUGAACAACGUCGCUAAUAAUUUGAGAACCACUGGUCAAGAGGAAGGUCAUGCGCAACAACUCAAGAGAAAUAAGCUCCCGAAUGCUGCAACAAGUUCCGGGUCGCAACAAGUGGUCCCUGAUGACACUACAACUCGACGCCCGAAGGCAGUGGAACAACAGCAAGUGCCACCAGGGAGCGCCGCCUC